UCGAUAGAUAAGCUGUAGGGAAUUUAGUUUAAGAUGAGUUGGUUAAGAGGCAAAGAGGUGGUUAAUAUCGAGCGGGAUCUAGAAAUGCAUGUAAGACAUACGUUUGGUAUAUUUCUCUUCAGUUGUUCCAUCAUUGUGUUAUCUUCCUCAUCAUUACUCCUGAAGGCCUUUACCAAAACUUAAGGCGCAGGCUUAGAAGACACCAUUAUUGACGAUUCUGUCUGAAUUUAUGCGUGCUUUACACAAUCUCGAAGUGGCUUGAGGCUGCUAAUCUUUAUGUUGGAUCGGUUUUUAGAACAUGGUGGUUUACGCAAAGAUUUCUUCCAAAAGAUAUUUAUAACUCGAUGAGAUAGUAGUCAAUUACAAUUAUAAGCUUUAUUAUAAUGGCAAACAAUACUGAUUUCAAUAUCGAAGACGACAACCAUGGCUCCGCCUUACGUCACAGUGGCGUUGAAACGAUUCAUACACAAGUUCGCAAGAAACAUGUCGAAACUAUCGAAAUGCCAAAACUCAGUAAUUCUGAUUCUCCAUCAUCACAAUUUUUAACAAAGCUGAAGAAAGAGCCUCAACAGGUUCAAAUGACUGGCCUGCCAGAGCGUGGUUCAUGGUCAUCCAAGCUAGAUUUCAUCUUAUCGGUUGUCGGUCUUGCUAUUGGACUAGGCAAUGUUUGGCGAUUCCCAUAUUUAUGUUACAAAAAUGGUGGUGGUGCAUUCCUUAUUCCAUACUUUAUGACUUUAAUAUUGGCCGGUAUACCAAUGUUUUUUAUGGAACUAGCGUUGGGUCAGAUGCUAACAAUUGGUGGCCUAGGAGUAUUUAAAAUAGCUCCUAUAUUCAAAGGUAUCGGAUAUGCUGCUGCCGUAAUGUCGUGUUGGAUGAAUGUUUACUACAUCGUAAUUCUGGCGUGGGCUGUGUUUUAUUUCUUCAUGUCCAUGCGGGCAGAUGUGCCUUGGCGUUCGUGUAACAAUUUCUGGAAUACUGUGAAUUGUGUCAAUCCAUAUGAGCGUAACGACUUACAUUGUUGGAAUAAAUCUAUCAAUGGAACUUUAAAAAAAAUUUGUUCACUAACUGUGGCAAACGUUUCCGCUUCAGAUCUCACGGAUCCAGUGAAAGAGUUUUGGGAGCGACGCGUUCUUCAAAUAUCUGAUGGCAUUGAACAUAUUGGCAAAAUCCGCUGGGAAUUGGCUGGGACCCUUUUACUUGUAUGGAUUUUGUGUUACUUCUGUAUUUGGAAGGGAGUCAAAUGGACGGGCAAGGUUGUUUACUUCACUGCUCUAUUUCCAUAUGUUUUGUUGACUAUACUGCUUAUCCGUGGUAUAACACUGCCAGGAGCUUUUGAGGGGAUAAAAUUCUAUGUGAUACCAAACUUUUCCAAACUUACGGAAUCAGAAGUAUGGAUCGAUGCCGUUACCCAAAUGUUCUUUUCCUACGGUCUAGGCCUUGGGACCUUAGUUGCCCUUGGCAGUGAUAACAAAUUUACUAAUAACGUCUAUAAGGAUGCGUUAAUUGUAUGCACAGUUAACUCAAGUACAAGCAUGUUUGCUGGAUUCGUGAUCUUUUCGGUUGUGGGUUUUAUGGCGCACGAACAGCAAAGACCGGUAGCAGAAGUUGCGGCAUCUG
This is a messenger RNA of Ceratitis capitata (Mediterranean fruit fly), 1617 nucleotides long. RefSeq names its product sodium- and chloride-dependent GABA transporter 1. Gene Ontology annotation, biological process: sodium ion transmembrane transport. Lineage: Eukaryota; Metazoa; Arthropoda; Insecta; Diptera; Tephritidae. The record is from RefSeq and is a predicted model, not a curated record. Gene Ontology annotation, cellular component: membrane.